Fomitiporia mediterranea MF3/22 is the source of this 742-nucleotide messenger RNA. RefSeq lists its product as uncharacterized. Lineage: Eukaryota; Fungi; Basidiomycota; Agaricomycetes; Hymenochaetales; Hymenochaetaceae. The transcript has 2 exons. The record is from RefSeq and is a predicted model, not a curated record. Bases 79 to 390 code for a protein of 103 amino acids.
CCAGUGCACUGUACGUUGGCAAUCAAUUUAUCUGUUAUCGAAACCGGUACUUGCGCAACCUCCGCUUGCCCCCCUGUGAUGGAGUGCCGGAAUCCCGUUCGGUUCGUGAGUGGCAUAGAAGAGGUUCGUCAACGUUUUGGUCGAGGCGGUGUUGAAGGAAUCUGCCUUUACUCAUUCGCUUCGAUUUUCCUGCCUUCGACUUCCAUCUCUUCCGUGCUCUUCGCUGUGGAGGUGGGGGAGGCGCAUCGCGAGUCAUCGAACGUCCGCCGAUAUCCUGUAUCCAUCCGAACCAACCUCUUCUGGUUAAGGUGGGCGGCGGUUCCUCAAUUCAAUGUCGCAGGAUUCGUCAGGAGGCGCUCCGACCAAGACACGAGGUGUUCUCGGCGAUAGAAGAACAUCGCAUAAAAGGACACAGCUGUUAGGCCCGGACGCUGUCGCAGCAGUAGGCUCAGAAGCGUCUUCUACAUCGUGGGGCUUAGUGAGUUUCGCGCCGACACUUCAGUCUCUCAACCUCUUCCCCAACGGAACACCAUGACCCCCGCUCUUCCCGAACAGCCUGAAGUCUAUCAUAGGGUCAUCACAUUCUUCGGCGUCAAGAUAGUAAUGCCAGACGAGCUUGGCAUGGAAUUACGGUACAUUGCUGUGUAGCAAGGUUGCGCCUAUUCUCGUGGAAGCCCGAUUCUGCAGAAAACAAAGAUUUUUCUGAAUUCUAGCUCGGUUUACUCAUCAGUCACUUCUCAAG